This is a messenger RNA of Rhagoletis pomonella (apple maggot), 352 nucleotides long. Its product is annotated as LIM and SH3 domain protein Lasp. The record is from RefSeq and is a predicted model, not a curated record. NCBI's taxonomy places the organism in Eukaryota, Metazoa, Arthropoda, Insecta, Diptera, Tephritidae. The transcript has 2 exons. Bases 86 to 352 code for a protein of 88 amino acids.
UGAUCUACGGCAUCAACAGGCAAAGUAAAUUGACGAUCAAGAGAAAAAAAUAGCAGCUACUAAAUACGAGCAGGAACGUCCCAAAAUGAAUAAAACUUGUGCACGUUGCCAGAAAGUGGUGUAUCCCAUCGAGGAGCUUAAGUGCCUGGACAAAAAUAUGAAAUUGGGUGAAAUUGCGGAUCAUGAUCACUUUAGGAAUUCCUGUAGGCUGUGUAUCGGCAGCUGGAAACUGGUUAUCAAUUUAUAUGUGUACAAAAGGGACAACAGGUGUGCUCGAGUGAGCUUUCUAGCCAUGUUUCCCUACGAUAGCCAGAUGAAUCAGCAAGAAAAUUAUAAAUUCAAACGCGAAUGA